AAGCCGCGCCUGGCGAUAGUGAAUCCCAAGAUUUAGUGCGCGUAAUUUGAGUUUAUUUCGGAGUGCCGGCGUAUCAACCGUCAUAGUCUAUCAGAGUAUCAAAUAACUCCCCUGUUAAAGACUAACGAAAAAAAGAUCGAAGGGAAACGGAGAGAAAUGGGAAUAAUGGCGAACACUCUCGGUAUCUCCCCUCUCCCAAUACUUCCUCGGUCCUCAAAGCUCACCCUUUUCCGUCCUCUGUCUUCUUCAACCCCUUUCAAGAGAGUGGCAGUGCCGCCCCUCAAAUGUUCUUCCUCUCCCAACACCAAUCCAGACACUGAAACUUCUUCUCUCAGAAGCAUUUCGCCAUACACCUGGUGUGCGGCACUCGGAUCCCUUGGAUUCCUCGAAACCGGAUACCUCACCUAUAUCAAACUCACCAAUUCCGAUGCUUUCUGCCCGGUUGGCGGUGGCACCUGCAGUGACGUUCUCAACAGUGCCUAUGCUGUUAUUUCCGGUGUUCCACUUCCAUUAAUUGGCAUGGUUGCAUAUGGGUUGGUUGCAUCUCUUGGUCUGCAACUGGCUGGAAAGAAUUUGCCUUUUGGACUUAGUGAAACUAAUGGUCGCUUGGUUUUACUCGGGAGCACUGCUACAAUGGCAACAGCUAGUGCUUAUUUCAUGUACCUUUUAAGCACAAAGUUAGCAGGGGCAUCAUGUUCGUACUGUUUGAUUUCAGCUUUUCUGUCUUUCUGCUUAUUCUUCAUCACUCUGAAGGUUUUUGGGUUGCAAGAGAUACAAAAAGAGGUUGGUCUACUCGUAUUUAUAUCUUCCAUAGUGGUGGUUACUUUAAGCAGUUCAUACAGUACUGCUCAACCUGAGGUGACCAAAUUGGCUAGCAUUGACUUGGAACCUUUUGAAACUGAGGUAACAACAAAAUCAAGUCCAUUGGCUAUUUCUCUGGCAAAACACCUGCGUUCGAUUGGAGCUAAGAUUUAUGGAGCUUUCUGGUGUUCUCACUGCUUAGAACAGAAACAGAUGUUUGGUGAUGAAGGCGCAAAGAUUUUGGAUUAUGUAGAGUGCUUCCCUGAUGGAAUUGGGAAAGGGAAAAAAAUGGCCAAUGCAUGUGAAGUUGUGGGAAUUGAAGGAUUCCCAACAUGGGUGAUAAAGGAUAAGGUUUUGAGUGGAGAGAAAACAUUCUCGGAGCUUGCUGAAGCAUCUGGUUUUGUUCUUGAAGAUUUCCAUCCUGCCUGAUGCACCCGGCUGCUUCAGUUUGAGAGAAAGGGUAUGUCGUUGCCUAAAAAAGAUAAACUAGGCUAAGCUACAGAUGCCAAGCAUGGGAUUUUAUAGAUAUUUCUCCAGAAGCAUAUGGUCAUAUUCUCCAACUCGCCCAUGUGUAUACCAUUUAACUUAUGAGAAUACGUUUCACCAUGGAAAUUAAAUUGUAUGAGAAUAGAAGAUCUUUAUUCUGUGAAAUCACAUCUCUAAGGGCUUAUUUAGGCAAGGCACCUGACUCACCAGGGCUUUGCUAUAGUUGCUGCGGUUCCAUUG
Messenger RNA from Magnolia sinica, 1527 nucleotides. Its product is annotated as thiol-disulfide oxidoreductase LTO1. The transcript has 7 exons. Bases 157 to 1230 code for a protein of 357 amino acids. The record is from RefSeq and is a predicted model, not a curated record. Lineage: Eukaryota; Viridiplantae; Streptophyta; Magnoliopsida; Magnoliales; Magnoliaceae. Gene Ontology annotation, molecular function: oxidoreductase activity.